Molecule: messenger RNA, 660 nt
Organism: Penaeus indicus
Lineage: Eukaryota; Metazoa; Arthropoda; Malacostraca; Decapoda; Penaeidae
Exons: 3
Coding region: 1-660 (219 amino acids)
Biological process (GO): chromatin remodeling
Cellular component (GO): nucleus
Source: RefSeq, a predicted model, not a curated record
AUGGAGUUUACACCAGUUAGUGAGAGAAUUGCAGCAAUCAGAAUAGCAGGAAAACCGUUUAACCUGAGUAUUAUCCAUGCUUAUGCCCCCACAAGCGAAUGCAGUGAUGAUAUGAUCGAAGACUUUUAUGAAGAUCUAGAAAAACUUUUAAAGACAAUCCCCAGGAAAGACAUAUUAGUAGUUCAAGGAGAUUGGAAUGCAAAGAUUGGGACGGAUGCUUACGAAACAUGGAAAAGAACAACUGGAAAGUUUGGAUUUGGAGAAACAAACGAAAGAGUGGUAAAGAAACUCUGUGAUACUCAGAUUGUUGAAAUAAAACGAAAACCUGCAAAUGUAAUUGAAGACAGCAAAGGCAAAUUAAUAACAAAAGUUGAUGAAACAACAAAGAGGUGGAAGGAAUAUUGUGAGGAACUGUACAACUAUGAGAUAGAAAAGGAUUUGCAAGUAUUAGGCGAGUCAGUACAAGUAGAUGAUAUGAGAGAAGAGAUUUUACUAUCGGAGGUAGAGAUUGCGAUUAAAGAAUUAAAAAAGGGCAAGGCACCUGGUGUGGAUAACAUCCUAGCGGAACUAUUACAAUUUGAUGGAGAAGUGACAGCAAAAGUACUUCAAAAGCUAUGUAACACAAUAGCGGAGGACAAAAAAUGGACAAGUUUUGCUUAA